Molecule: messenger RNA, 1554 nt
Organism: Capsella rubella
Lineage: Eukaryota; Viridiplantae; Streptophyta; Magnoliopsida; Brassicales; Brassicaceae
Product: putative protease Do-like 3, mitochondrial
Exons: 8
Coding region: 1-1554 (517 amino acids)
Biological process (GO): proteolysis
Molecular function (GO): protein binding; serine-type endopeptidase activity
Source: RefSeq, a predicted model, not a curated record
AUGUUGUUCCGGUAUGUUGAUUUUGUGGCAAGGUUGUGCAACUCCACGAGCACUUCGGUUCCUCGACUUUCAUAUUCUUCUACCCUUCUUCCUCGAUGUAGUUCGUCUCUUCAUGCUUCUCUGAUAUCUCGGUAUUGUACUUCUGUAUGCGCGAGUCCUUCUGCUAUCGAUGUGGCUCUAGACUCGGUGGUGAAGAUCUUCUCCUUUUCUAGAAAGCCAGAGGUUGUUCGACCAUGGCAAACAACUGAGAUGGAACACUUAAGCUCUGGAUUUGUCAUCUCGGGGAGGAGGAUACUAACAGACAAUAUUGGUGCGCCUGGUGAUCUCUCUUACGUGCAAGUGAGAAAGCAUGGUUCACCGACUAAGUACAAAGCAAAAGUUGAAGCGUUUGGGUAUGGAUGUGACUUAGCUAUCUUGGUUAUUGAUAGUGAAGAGUUUUGGAAAGAUAUGAAUCCUUUGGAGCUUGGAGACAUACCUUUUAUCGGGGAUACUGUAUACGCUUUAGGUUAUCCUCGUGGUGGUGAUACUAUUUCAGUUACGAAAGGUAUUGUAUCGAGAGUUGAACCGAAAAAGGAUUCUCACAGCUCCAUUGAACCAUUAACGAUACAAAUAGGUGCGGCAAUUAACAACGGAAAUGGUGGUGGUCCGGUGAUCAUGGGGAACAAAGUUGCUGGUGUAGCAUCUGUAAAGAGUUCAUUUAGCGGAAACUAUAUAAUUUCAACUCCAAUAGUUAAGCAUUUUUUAACAUGUGUUGAAGAAACCGGUCAAUACCUUGGUUUAUGUUCUCUGGCUAUAUCAUAUCAGUCUAUGGAGAAUUGUUACAUACGUAAACACUUCAAAAUGAGUCUUGAGAUUACAGGGGUUCUUAUAAACGAAAUAUAUCCGCUCUCAAGUGCUCAAGGAAUUCUGAGAAAAGAUGAUGUCAUUCUAGCAAUUGAUGGUGUUCCUAUUGGAAAUGAUGAGACAAUUCUGUUUCGGAAAAAAGAAAGGAUCAAUUUCGAACAUUUGGUUACUUUGAAGAAAUCAGGUGAAACUGUCUUACUAAAAGUGUUAAGAAAGGGUAAAGAACACGAGUUCAAUAUCAUUGUUAGACAUGAGCAGCAACUGGUUCCGGACCGAUAUCUUCCAAGUUAUUACAUACUUGCCGGUUUUGUCUUCGUACCUCUCUCUAAGCCAUACGCAAACAGUUCUAACAUAUGUAACUGUUCAUUAGACAGAAAGGCAAAAAAGGCUGGUGAACAGAUUGUCAUGAUUUCACAGGUCUUAUUGAAUGACAUAACCACAGGAUACCGUGAUUACACAGAUUUCCAGGUGAAGAAAGUGAACGGAGUGGAAGUGUUGAAUCUGAGACACCUAAGUGAUCUCAUAGAGAAAUGUAGUGAAGAAGAUUUGAGGCUGGACUUAGAAAAAGAACGAGUUAUUACGGUGAACUAUAAAUCUGCGAAAGAAGCAACUCCGUGGAUCUUGGAACAUCACGGAAUACCAUCGGCCAUGUCCAAGGACCUUAAGGAAGACGCCUCCAGGCAAUUAUUAUGUUUCUCUUCAGCAGCUUGA